AUGGCGGGCGCGGGGAAUCCGCCGUUCGGCCGGUCGCCUCCAGCCGGAGCAGCGGGGAGGCGGGAGAAGCGGGGGUCGAGGGCGACGGCGGGCGCGGGGAUCCGUGAAGCUGGAUGCGGCUCCGACGGCGUGACGGCGGCGGGCGGCCUGCCCUCCCGGGCGGCGUGCGGAAGACACGUCACGCGCGCGCGGCAUCAGGGCCGUCCGUUCUGAUCGAACGGCCGUGGCUGGUCCCUGCGACACGUGUCUCGCACGGGAUCAUCACGGCCGUCCGAUCCUCCACGUCAGGGGCGGUUAGCGAUCGGAGGGCAGGAAACGCAGCCUCCGUCGCCUGGCUGGCUGCCAGGCGAGCAGUAUAUUUGCUGCCGCAUGCAGCUCUGCACCACCGCAACAAACUUUUCCCCUCUCUUCUCCUCCGACUCCGAGCAGACGCAGACGCACAAGCCACAAGCAGCGGAGGCGGAGCAGCGGAGGACCACGGUGAGAGAGGAAAGUAAACACCACAAUGGGUCAAGGCCAUUCUUAUCUAAAGAAGUUCACUGUCAAAGACGAGAAUGACAGAAUUAACUAUGCCACAUCAACUAUGCAAGGAUUGCGCUCGUACAUGGAAGAUGCUCAUACAACUAUCCUAGAUCUAGAUCAUACCGGAUCCACAUCAUUCUUUGGUGUUUAUGAUGGCCAUGGAGGAGCUAAUGUUGCACUGUAUUGUGCGAACCGAUUUCAUACUGAGCUUCUACGAGAUGAAGAUUACCAGAACAAUCUGGAUGGUGCAGUGCGGCACGUGUUCUUCAGAAUGGAUGAGCAGCUGAGAGAAUAUGAUGAAUGGAGAGCGUUAGCUAGACCCCGCCGCCGCCGUUUUAGUUUCAAUUUGCUAAAUUGCCUCAGGGCAGUUACUUGUGCUAAGGAAUCACAUGGAUUAUGGAGGUUCUAUUUUACUUUCUGGAGAUAUGCUUUCGAGUUGGAAGUGGUAUAUAUUGUUCUCAUUGGUCAUUCCACCUUGGCUGUUAUCACUUGUCAUAUUCCCAGAAUCAAGGGAAUCCCUUACUCUGAAGGAAGCACAGCCUCUGUGGCUCUCAUUAGAGGAAACCAAAUCAUUGUUGGAAGUGUUGGUGAUUCUCGCUGUGUACUCUCAAGGAAUGGUCAGGCAAUGGAUUUAUCCACCGAUCACAAACCAAACCUUCCGGAUGAACGUCGGAGAAUUCAAAAUGCUGGAGGACGAGUAACCAGGGAUACGCGACGUGUUUGGUGUGCAGGACAGGAAAGAGUACAGUUGGGCAGCUAUCGUGUUAAUGGGCUCCUAGCCAUGUCUAGAUCUAUUGGUGAUUUUAUCUUGAAAUCGAAUGGUUUGUCUGCUACAGAACAGAUGGUGACAUGUAAUCCUGAUGUUCGCACUGUGGACAUAACUGAUGAUACUGAGUUUCUUCUUAUAGCAAGUGACGGCAUCUGGGAUAUCUUGUCAAGUCAGGGCGCGGUGGAUUUUGUACACCAGAAGUUAGCAAGCGGGACAACAGAUCUGCGUACCAUUUGUGAGGGGCUUCUUAGCCAUUGCUUCAGGUCGAGGGACAACUCAACCGUGAUACUGGUUCAGUUCAAGCCUGCCGCCAGGAUUCCUCUUGCUCCUCCGGCCAGCGCCGCGCCAGUGGUUAACCCAAGUGCCACUGAAACUUCCAUUGCCGCCAAUCCUGACGCUAGUGCUGAAGCCAAGGCUGACUCCGGCAGAGAGAUCGAGGAACUUGAAGGACCGCUCCUGCCUCUGUCAACAUUACCUAGCUCGUCGCAGUUGUUGUGAGUUUUGACCGAGAAGAGAGAGCUCCUGGGUCGGGGAAGCGUGCAGUGCUAUUUGGUUUCCUAUUUUUCAAAGACGACACGGUGUGGUGCCUUGCCACUGUGUAGGAUGAUGAUACCAUGCGUAGGAGUAAUAGUCCCACUUACUCGGUGCUUCCUGGGAACUGUUUAGAAGAAUUUGCCACUUGGAUUUGGAUUUACGCACUCGGUUUUGUUUUCUACUACUCCGUACUUCUGAUGUUGGAUCGACACUCUCUAUUGAUGCUAAGUGCCUUCAGAA
Molecule: messenger RNA, 2065 nt
Organism: Lolium perenne
Lineage: Eukaryota; Viridiplantae; Streptophyta; Magnoliopsida; Poales; Poaceae
Source: RefSeq, a predicted model, not a curated record